CCCGGACACGAGCGGUCAGUCUGCGGAGGACGCUCGCCCCCGCGCAACGCGCCUGCCGCCUCCGCGACGCGACCUGCUGCCGCCGCCUAGCGCGACACGGCGGCGCCCGCCCCCGCAGGACAGGAGCAGCAGUGGGACGGCGCAGGGCCGCCAUGAGCCCGUAGCGGCGGCUGGAGGCGGCCAUGGGGCUGUGGCUGCGGUGCGCGCUGCUGGCGGCGGCGCUGGGGGCCGCUUCGGCGCCCGCCCCCGGCGUCUUCCUCAACCAGUUCGCCGUGCGCGUCGAGGGCGGCGCGGCCGCUGCCGACGACGUCGCCCACCGCAACGGCUUCGUCAACCUCGGACAGAUUGGCAGUCUCGAUGGUUUCUUCCUCCUGGAGCACCAAAGACUACAUAAACGAUCAACGACGCCAAGUGAUCACCACCAUCAUGCGUUGAUGGCAGAGAAGCAGGUGACGUGGGUGCAGCAGCAGCGGGAACUGAGGCGCUCAAAGCGCGACCUGGACGCAGCGGCCAGUACUACUCGCAGGCGAGCCGUCCGCGGCAACACCUCCUUCACGGACCCUCUCUACAAGGAACAAUGGUACCUGAAUGGUGGUGCCAAGGGCGGCCUGGACAUGAACGUGACGGGAGCCUGGAGGAUGGGCUACACCGGCAAGGGCGUCGUCGUCUCCAUACUGGACGACGGCAUACAGACCAACCAUCCCGACCUGGCGCCCAACUACGACCCGCUCGCCAGCACGGAUAUCAACGACAAUGACAGCGACCCGACGCCGCGCGACAACGGCGACAACAAGCACGGCACGCGGUGCGCGGGAGAGGUGGCGGCCGUCGCCUACAACAGCUACUGCGGCGUCGGCGUCGCCUACAACGCCAGCAUCGGCGGUGUUCGCAUGCUUGACGGCACGGUGAACGACGCAGUGGAGGCCCGGGCCCUGGGGCUGAACCCUGAACACGUGGACGUCUACAGCGCCUCGUGGGGGCCGGAGGACGACGGCAAGACGGUGGACGGUCCAGGCCCGCUCGCCAGGAGGGCUUUCGUCCGUGGAGUCACCAGCGGCCGAAAAGGCAAGGGCUCCAUCUUCGUGUGGGCGUCCGGGAACGGCGGCCGCCACACAGACUCCUGCAACUGCGACGGCUACACCAACUCCAUCUUCACUCUGUCCAUCUCCAGCGCGACGCAGGCGGGGUACAAGCCGUGGUACCUGGAGGAGUGCUCGUCAACGCUGGCGACCACGUACAGCUCGGGCACGCCGGGCCGAGACAAGAGCGUCGCCACCGUGGACAUGGACGGCCGCCUCCGACCCGACCACCUGUGCACCGUCGACCACACAGGCACGUCGGCGUCGGCGCCGCUGGCUGCGGGCAUCGUGGCGCUGGCGCUGCAGGCCAACCCCAACCUGACGUGGCGCGACGUGCAGUACCUGGUGCUCAUCACGUCUCGGCCAGAGCCGCUGCAGAGCGAGGCCGGCUGGGCGCUCAACGGCGUCAACAGGAAGGUUAGCCACAAGUUUGGUUACGGCCUGAUGGAUGCAGGCGCCAUGGUGGCCCUAGCGGAGAAGUGGACCAACGUGCCUACGCAGCACAUCUGCAAAUCCCAAGAGAUCAACGAGGACAGGGAGCUGGAGGCGUCGGCGGGCGCGAGCCUGCGCGUGCACAUGGACGUGUCGGGCUGCACGGGCUCGGCCAGCGAGGUGCGCUUCCUGGAGCACGUGCAGUGCCGCGUGUCGCUGCGCUUCCUGCCGCGCGGCAACCUGCGCGUGCGGCUGACGUCGCCGGCGGGCACGGCGUGCACGCUGCUGUCGCCGCGGCCGCGCGACCUGCUCAGCGCCGCGCUCGACGACUGGGCCUUCCUCAGCGUCCACUACUGGGGCGAGGCGCCCGACGGCCGCUGGACGCUCGACAUCGUCAACGCCGGCUCCCGCAGGGCGACGCAGCCCGGGAUGCUAAAGAAGUGGCAGCUCAUCUUCUACGGGACGGCCACGAAGCCGGUGAACGUGCGGUCGAGCGGCGACGGAGGGCCCGGUCCGCCGCCCAGAGCCCCGACGCCGCCGCCCGGAGCAGAACUGGGGCCUGGGGGCGGCGGGAGUGGCGAGGAGGGCGGCGGCAACGUGCGCGUGCUGCACACGUGCGACGCCGAGUGCGACGCGCAGGGCUGCUACGGCAAGGGGCCCACCCAGUGCAUCGCCUGCCGCCACUACCGGCUAGACAACUCGUGCGUGAGCCGCUGCCCGCCGCGCAGCUUCCCCAGCCAGGGCGGCGUGUGCUGGCCGUGCCACGAGUCCUGCGAGACGUGCGCCGGGCCCGGCCAGGACAGCUGCCUCACCUGCGCGCCCGCCCACCUGCGCCUCACCGACAUCGCCGUCUGCCUCCAGCAGUGCCCCGACGGCUACCUGGAAAAUAUGGAGGAGGGCACGUGCGAGCCGUGCUCGGGCAAUUGCGCGACGUGCGUGGAGCGCGCCGACCGGUGCGCCUCAUGUGAACACCACCUGCUGCUGUACAGCGGCCGCUGCCACGCCGCCUGCCCGCCCGGUACCUUCGAGACUGACGGAAACACGUGCUCGCCUUGCCACGCGACGUGCGAGUCGUGCCGCGGCGGCGCGGGCGCGGCGCAGUGCGUGACGUGCCGGCGCGGGCUGCUGUUCUCCGGCGGCAAGUGCCGCGAGGCGUGUCCGGCAGGUCAGCGGCCCGACGCCCGCCGCCGCGAGUGCGCGGCCUGUCCGCCAGGUUGCCUACACUGCAGCGCCACCGCCUGCCUGGCCUGCGCGACCGGCUGGACGCUGCACGCCGCCGCCUGUCUCCCGCGCGGCAACACGCACUGCGACUCCGGUGAAUUCUACGACGCGGGCGGCGGCCGGUGCCGGCCGUGCCACUCGACGUGCGAGGCGUGCGACGGCGCCACCGAGUCGGCGUGCGUGCGCUGCGCGUCGCCGCUGCUGCUGCAGGGCCGGCGCUGCGCGUCCGCGUGCGACGCGGGUUGGUUCCCCGAGCCGCGCGCCGCCGCCUGCAUGCGCUGCCCGCACGUCUGCACGCGCUGCCAGUCGCCGCUCAACUGCACCGCCUGCGCGCCCGGACUGCUGCUGCAGAGCGGGCAGUGCCGGCCCGUCUGCGCGCCCGGGUACUACGGGGACCGCGGCGUGUGCGCCAAGUGCUAUCUGAGCUGCGCCACGUGCAGCGGGCCGCGUCGGGACCAGUGCGUCACGUGUCCGCGGGGGUGGCAGCUGGCGGCCGGCGAGUGCCUCCCAGAGUGUCCCGAGGGAUUCUUCCAGACGCCCUUCGGUUGCGAGAAGUGUCACCACUACUGCCGCACCUGCAAUGGCCCGGGUCCGCUGCACUGCACUUCGUGCCCAUCGCGCGCCGAGCUGGACGUGGCUGCGGGACUGUGCGUGUCGUGCCUGGACGCGCAGUACUACGAGCCGCUGACGCAGCGCUGCCUGCGCUGCCACGCGACGUGCCGGACGUGCUCGGGUCCCGGCGCCGGCGGCUGCACGUCGUGCGCGUCGCCGCUGCGCCUGCAGCCCGCUACCGGCCGCUGCGUGCCCUGCUGCGCCAGAGAGCCGCGCGCUGACUGCUGCCCAUGCGACAACCGAACAGGUAGGCCACCAGCGACACUGAACGUCUGCCCGAUGUGA
This is a messenger RNA of Schistocerca americana (American grasshopper), 3629 nucleotides long. Its product is annotated as furin-like protease 2. The transcript is spliced from 21 exons. Gene Ontology annotation, molecular function: serine-type endopeptidase activity. The coding region runs from base 183 to 3629 and encodes 1148 amino acids. Gene Ontology annotation, biological process: protein processing. The record is from RefSeq and is a predicted model, not a curated record. Gene Ontology annotation, cellular component: Golgi membrane; trans-Golgi network. Lineage: Eukaryota; Metazoa; Arthropoda; Insecta; Orthoptera; Acrididae.